Monoraphidium neglectum is the source of this 474-nucleotide messenger RNA. RefSeq lists its product as hypothetical. The transcript has a single exon. NCBI's taxonomy places the organism in Eukaryota, Viridiplantae, Chlorophyta, Chlorophyceae, Sphaeropleales, Selenastraceae. The record is from RefSeq and is a predicted model, not a curated record. Bases 1 to 474 code for a protein of 157 amino acids.
AUGUCAGCCAUAGCCCGCUCCUCCUCCUUCGCCGUCUCCCUGGCAGCCGCCGCCCUGCUGCUCCUGCUUGCGGCAGACACGGCUAUGGCCACAUCCCCCUCCUUCGACAUGAUGGACAGCCCCGCCUCGCGCCAGCUGCUGGCCGCCAAGAAGAACAAGACCGCCAGCGCCGCCCCCAAGGUCAAGGCCAACGUCACCGCGGCCGCCGCGACCCCCAGGAAGCGCUUCAGCCGCGACUCCCUCGUCGCCUCUGACGCCACCUGGACGGCCAGCGUCGCCUUCAACCUCGCCAAGGCCACCAUCCAGCUGGUGCAGCCGCUGGUCGCAGCCGCCGAGGGCGGCGCCAUCAAGAUUGACGCCGUGUCGCUGGUCAACCUCGGGCAGCUGCUGUCACAGCUGGCGGCCGCGGGCACAGACCUCGCCAGCAAGGUCACCAAGAUUGUGGCAGACGCGGCCAACCCCAUCGAUGAAUAG